UUAGUUGGAUUCGUGCCGCGGCUUGAGCAACACAGCGAUUUUUCCACCCCGGGUCGACGGGGACUUCCGCGCAGGACCUUCUUGCAUUUACACACCACUCUUGUGCCGGACGGGGAGAAGAGCAGAGGUUUCUUUUUGCUCACACACUCUUUGCAAUCGCGCUGACAAAUCCUUUUCGGCAAAAAAAACCGAGUGUCGUGCGCCGAUCUAGUGAACUGGUUUUAGUUUAGUUUCUAACUUCUGCUGAUUUUUUUGAGCGGAUUGGAGAAAAGAAGAACAACCGAUCUUGUGUGAGAGGAAAAAGGAUUAAAAGUUGACGGAAAGCAAAAGAAGAAUAUUUUUAAAAAUAUUCAGUUGUGCAAGUUUGGGGAAAAUACAAAAAAGUCACAAAAUAAAAUAAUCAGCUCGUGCUCCGUGAGAGAUUCGACAGUGUGUGAGAGAAGUUCCCCGAAAGUGUGUGCGUCUUUUAUCAGAGAUAACAAAAAAAAAUAAAGAAGGAAGAAAAGUGUCCCGAAAUCGAAUUCGCCCGCAAGUUGAGAAAAAAAAAUCAAAAAGUUUUAUCAAAGUGUCGAGGAAGUGACGAAGGAAUUUACACACAACACAGUGCUUGGGCUUGGCCUGUUGUAACCACACACAGCAGCAAGUCAAAGUAGUCGCGCGCGCGCACACAGCAAGUCAAGCAAGCGAGUGUGCGAGAACGAACGGUGCUGUAUCGGAACGUGAAUCAAAGUAGUCGUCGUCAGCGGCAAGGAAGAACGACGACGACCGACGCCCGCCGCCGAGGAGAAAAGUUACAAGGAAGGCUGAAAAAUAUAUAAAAUUGCCUUCGUGCUUCAAACUGAGUGCGUCGCGGCGCUGAGUUUGCGGUUCCAGACAGGACAGGAGAAGAAAAAUGUAAAAUAGAACCACGAGUAGCAGAACAAACUCCAAGACAGACGCGUAGCCCUCCAAGGACGGGGCCCACCUUUGUUCCAACAACUUGACGUAACGUAACACACACACACAACGGUAACCAUGUCGUCCCAAAGAUUCUGCCUCCGGUGGAACAACCACCAGACCAACAUGCUGUCCGUGUUCGACCAGCUGCUGCACGCGGAAACCUUCACCGACGUGACGCUGGCCAUCGAGGGACAGUACCUGAAGGCACACAAGAUGGUCCUCUCGGCCUGCAGUCCGUACUUCCAGCAGAUCUUCGUCAACCACCCGGAGAAGCACCCGAUCGUGAUCCUGAAGGACGUCCCGUUCAAGGACAUGAAGUGCCUGCUCGACUUUAUGUACCGCGGCGAGGUGUCCGUCGACCAGGACCGGCUAGCGGCGUUCCUCCGGGUAGCGGAAAGCCUCCGGAUAAAGGGCCUCACCGAGGUCAACGACGACAAGCCCCCCCUCCCGACGGCAUCGCUUACCAGCAGCGGAGUCACGGCGACGAGCGGUCAGAACGCCGGUGCGACGGCACCAUCCACACCUACGCAGCAACAGUUGCAGCAGCAGCUGGCGGCCGCCGCCAGCCGGAACACCCAACUGGCCUCGCUGCAGCAGCAGCCGAAGCAAAAGUCGAACGGGGGUGGCCAGAGCAUGCUGCUGACGAAUCCGCUGCUGGGGUCGGCGCUGUCCCAGCAGAAGCGCAAACGCGGCAGGCCGCGGAAACUGUCCGGCAGUGACAACGGGGACGGGGAGUACGACGGGUACGAGAGUGACACGCAGGGUUCGCCGGAUCUAAUGGAGGUGAAGCUGGCCGCUGAUGGUAUGUCGAACUCGGGGGAUGAGAACGUGAUUAGCCGAUCGGCGAUUGGCGGCGAGGACGACGCGGAAGACUCGAUGGACACGACGACCGGAAGUCCGCCUGCGGCGGUCAACAACAACGUCAGCAGCAUCAACAAGAACGCCAACAGCAGCAGCAGUCCCGCCCCUUCCGGUCCAGCGGCCAACGCGACGACCAACAACACCAACGCCACGAACAACAGCCACAAUGCCAAGAGUUCGGCCAGUAGUCUGAGGAACGAAAACAGCAUGUCAGAUUCCAAAGAUUCGUUCAACGAGGACGACGUAGCGCUCGACGACGAGGACGAGGACGGCGAGAAUGGCGCGGAAGAUUCGGACGAGGAGCGCGAGCUCAACUCGAGCUACAUGGAACCGCUGAUGCAGCUGGACGAGUACGACGAGCCGGUUGAGUUCAAGUACGACCCGAAGGCGGAGUCGGGCGAGCGGGCAGAUUCGACGUCGAACAGUUUUCCGCCGCCGCUGCAGGCGAAACCGGGCACGCCCCCGGUUGCGGGGAGUACGGGCCGGAUGCCGUUGAUCAACGUGGUGCCGACGAUGUCGCUGCUGAACCAGCAGCUGCCCAAGUUGGCGCCGCUCUCGUCGGCAGCGGCUGCGGCGGCCGCGGCUGCAGCCGGUCUGUUCAGCCCCAAAUCUCUACCAAAGCUACACAAACGGCCCCGACUGAUGGGCAAGGGGAACGGGAUCACUGCGACGCAGACCAUCCUGAACAACCUCAACAACAACCUGAACGAAAGCUUGAUCUCGACCAGCGGCGGCGCUGGCUCCGGCAGCAGUGGCCUGCAAAUCUCGAACGUCCUGUCGGGGCUGAACACGUCCGACAUGUACGAGAUGUUCUCGAACAACGUGAUGAACUCGCCCAACACGCGCUCCAACUCGAACUCGCCGUCGACGAAGGGUCGCGUCCGAGGAGGAGGAGGAGACGGUGGGGACGCCGGUUCCGGCAGCGAGGGGGGCAGUGGCCGCACCCACAAGUACACUGUGAUUGAAGAUACCGAGGGCAGCGUGCGGGAUUUCUGUACCAAAGAGGGUGACCACGUGUACCGUUGUAAGGUAUGCUCGCGGGUCUACACCCACAUCAGCAACUUCUGCCGGCACUACGUGACGUCGCACAAGCGCAACGUCAAGGUCUACCCGUGCCCGUACUGCUUCAAGGAGUUUACCCGCAAGGACAACAUGACGGCCCACGUCAAGAUCAUCCACAAGACGGAGUACGCGCAGCACGCCUCGUCCGGUGGUUCGGAAGCCGCGCCCUGCAACGUCAACACCAACAGCAACAGCAGCACGAACGGGUCCACGACACCGGUGCCCUCGUCCGCCGCCCUGACCUUCCCCACCAGCGCCGCGCUCAUCAACGCCGUCGCCAACGCCGUAGGUCUCCAGCCAAAGAAUUCCACCUCCUCCGCCGCAAACUCUCCCGGCGGCGGCAUCCGGAUAGUAUUCCCCCCGAUCGGGGCGUCCUCCCCGUCCUCCGCCGCCGCCCCGACCUCCUCCCCAUCCGGCACCAUCACCAUCAAGAAAGAGUUCCAGGAGAAACCGACCUCGUCGUCAUCGCGGCCCUCCUCCCCGACCUCGUCCAGCACGGCCACCUCGCCCAGCUCGACGACGCUGACCAACAGCGGAGCGACGGCCACGGCCACCGUUUGAAACCCUUCUUCCCCUCCGCACACACAAUCACACACACACACACACAACAAGAGGCUACUAACACUAAAGUCUGUCGGAUGGCGCACAAAUGACGUGGGAUCACGCAGAACGAGAGAGAGGAAGCGAGCUGCAAUAACUGUUUUUUUCUUUUUAGUUUUUAUUUUAUGUUUUUGUUGUUUAUUUAAUUGAUUUAUUAUUUUUCUUCGCGCAGACCGAGAUCGUUAAUCAUUCCUUCUAAAGGGUAUUUGUAAUUUUAAUGUAAUUGGAAUUGUACAGAACACACAAACACACAGAGAGAAACACACGAACACAUGUGAAUGCAUCAAACGCAAACAUAGUAAGUACUACGGUAGGACAAAAGUUGAUAAACCCAAGAAACAAGGCUCUUACAUUAAUUUAACAAAAAAAUGUACUGUUUGUAAUAUUUUUUCUUCUUUUUUUGUAAUAAACCUCACGAAACAAUGCUAGAAAUUCACCCCCUCACAAAAUCACCCACAAAACACGUACUGAAAUGUGCGUUGAAACAACCAACUUCACGCAAGUCUUCCCACUUAGAGAAAGUUAAACAAUGCUAAAAACAAGCAGCAUAAAAGUAGUACAAUAAAAAAACUAAAAUAAUCGAAACAGCAAGCGAAAACAAAAAUAUUUAAUUAGUUCUUAGUCGAAAUCAUCAAAUCUACAAUUUUGUUAUGUUUUCCUCCCCCUUUCCCCAACUAACCUUCUUGUUUAAUCAAAGUAUUUCGCCCUCGAAAUCCAAACGUACUAAAACCAACCACAGAAAACACACGCGCGUCUCGCGAAGCAUUAGGAAAUUCUGUGAUGAUGUUACUUUUUUAGUCGAGAGAAAGUACUAUUACUUACCCUUAAAAAAAAUCGUUUUCGAAGCUUUUUUUUUCUUUAAGUUCGCUUUGUGUUGUUGAACACACUUAGAAAAAAAAUUAAAAGGUUGUUAAUGGUUGAAAUUAUUGAAGAGUGAAUAAAUCGGUCAACGAUAACGAUAAAAUUAAGCUUCAUAUUGUCGUCAUCGUUAUCGAUUCCCAGGGCAGACGGUUAUUACAAUAUUCAUGUCACUGUAAUAACCCAUGCUGUUAAAAUAACAGAAAUAGUUAUUUAAACCUUUUGAAUAAUUAAUUUUUGCGUUAGUGUUUAAUAACAGUUUAUAUUAUCACAACAAAAAUUUUAAUUGGUCUGAUAUUGGUUGAAAGCGGUUGAAAUUUGUCAAUACUUGGCCAAUAACAUUUUAUGUUAUUUAUAGCAAGUUUUGUUAUUUGUUAAUUUUGAUUUUAUUGUUAUUGAUUUUAAUAAUUGAAAUAACAGAUUAAUAACAUCUUAAGUUAUUUUUCAAACAUUGAUCUUGCAGUUACAAGAACUGACCUUCCUAGGUUUUUGUUCAAUGUCAAAAAAUGUUAUUUCCAAGUUAUUUUCGUCUGUAUCUUUUGUGAUGUUCCUUUAAUUGAAUGUUUUGCUCACUCUGAAAUUUCAAAACAAAUAUUUUUUUAAACUAGAAGUAAAGUACAAAAAUAUCAGUUUUAAAAAAAUUUCAUCUUAUAGAUAAUAGAUUGCAAAUUUCCAAAAUUAUUUUCAAAAUUUCUUGUCAUCAGUUUUGUAAAAACAAAGUUUUUUUUUAAAUACAGGUUCAUCAAAAUUUGCUUAAAGUUGCCUUCUCACUCUUUAAACUUUAUGUUUAUUUUUGUAUUUAAAAUCUGUGUUUUGAAAACUUUUUUUUUCUAUUCAUAACAUGUAAAAAAUAUCAUCAGGCUUGUGAAAAAAAUAAUUAUCAGUUUUAUUAGAAAAAACCAUUUCAAAAUUUCAUCCUAUUUUUGUCUACUAUUAUAACCAUAAAAUAUAAGUUUCGUAUUUUGAGAUAACUAUUUAAUGAUUUAUUUUUAUCUGCAAUCUGCAAUCUGCAAAGCAAACUGUAUUUCUGUGAAACUCACAUUUACCAUUUAAUUUUUUUUUUCAAACUGUAUUUUGUGAUUUUUAAAAUUUUGUUAUACGUCUUCAUUGAAAAAUUUUAAAAAUGGUUACGUCCUUUAUCAGAUUUCAGAAAAUUUUAUAAAUCUCAUCAGUUUUAUUAUGUUAUUUUUUCCAAAUUAGUUUUUGUCAACCAACAAACUUGUCAAAUUGGACGUGUAAAAACGUUUAUUUAAAACAUGUUUGAUUAUUUUUGUUCUCAAAUGUCAUCGAAUUCCUUGAAAUCUGCUAAAAAAUCACCCUCGUUUGACCAAAAAACUGCGAACUAAAACCACAGACACAAAGUAUUUAGAGCUGUGAGUUGAGAUGUUCAUAAUAAAUAAACUUUUUUUUAAACACCCUUUAAAAAUGCAGUGAAAAUUUAAAUAAAAAAGUUUAGCGAACUGUAUUUUGCAUAAUUUAAUAAAAAUGGUCCGAUAUUUUGACUACUGACAUUUUAAUGACAGUAAACAUUUUAUUUUUUUUUGAAACCGACUUUUUUUACAUUAGCAUUUGUUUUUUUUUUGGCAAUUAAAGAAACAUUUCUCUUGAAAAAUGUAUAUUUUUUGAAGAACUUUCGAAUUUAAUAUUUAUGCAUUUAAAACAGUUUUCAAGAAGAUAUAUUUUUUAAUAUUUUGCAAUCAUAAAUUUAUUUUAGUACAUAUUGCAUUUUUUCAAAAUAUGAUAAAUUUUGAAAACUGAUAAAUUUUGUGAAUGUUUUUAUACUUCGGCCAAAUCAGAGCUUUGAAAAAUGGAUUUGUCUCUCAAAUUGAAAAUUUACUCUGAAAAAUUUGUUUUGCCGAUGAAGUGUUCGGUGAUAGAUGACGAUGACGAUAAUAUCAUGUUAAACUCCCAAUCAAAUAAUUGUUAACAACCUUGACUUUUAGCUUCUUCUCAACCAUAUUUCUCCAAUACUUUUUGGGACGCCCACUUUUCUCAGAUUCAGCAAAGGGGCAAAAAGCGAAAAAUUAAUAAAAUAAUAAAAAAUUACAUUAUAAAAAUUCAAAGUCUGAGAUAGUAGUUAAAUCGACAACAGCAAAAAGUUUAAAAAAUAAAAGCAAAAAAAAAAGAGUCUAUAUUUUACCGCAAAAACAUUUUAAAACGACUUUAAACCAGAACCACUAACAAGUAAGCGAGUGUAACGGCAAAACACAAACACGAGAAAUAAUUCUAGUGUCUAAGGGCAAUUUAUUAGUGGAAGUAAGUGUAGUAGGUCUUUAGCUAGUAAUAUUUAUACACCACAAACACACACGUAGAGAGCUAGUUUGUUUUCUUGUUUUAACAAAGCGCGAAUUCACACAGAUUCAUAAAGUUGACGGAUCCCCUUUUAAAGUGGAGACUUUGGCGCGAAAACAAUCAAAUAUAUAUAUUUAAAUAAUCAAAAAUUAUGUAUUUUAAGUAAACUUAGGUUAGGUGGUUUUAAAUGUCGUGUUUUAAAUACCUGUUGUAUUUUUUUUUUGGUUAUUACUUCUCCUAUUAGAUCACACUUACACAAACACAUAAGCACACCUCUGUACAUAUUUAUUCGAUUGGAGUUUACUAGUGGAGUAAAAAAACAGAAACAGUACUGCAAUACGAUAAUAAUAUUUUGCUCUUAUUUUUCACGAGCACCGAUCCUCACACCUCCGCACUAAUCAAGUUAAUUUUAACCAACGUCAUGCAAAGGUAGAUAGUGCAAUUUUAACGUUUAAGAGCCUUUCACACACUAACACACAGCUCACACAGUUUGUUUUUUUUAGCAGAGCUAGGCCGUAGGAACAGUGUGCGAGAAGCAGUUAGUUGAAUUUUUAUCAAACAAAAAAAUGCAAAAUAUUUUUUUAAUGCAACCAAUUUGUUUUUAUUCUUGUAGUUUAGUAGCUUUUCACCUGUGCACCCCUAGUAACGUAACGUACUCUCUGCACAACCUGGCACAGCCUGCUUGACUGCUAGCGUUUAACACACACACUACUAUUGUUUCUACUGAUCUACAACAAGACAAAAACAAGAAAAAAAGUGACAAUUGAGAGGAAGAAAAAGCAACAAGUAAUUACUAUGUUUUAAUCGUAGCAUAAUUAUUAAUCAUUUUUGUAUUCUUUAUCGAAUAUAUACAUGGUAAAAUAUUAUAUUUUAUAAUUAUUAAUAUAUCAACGCAUAAUUACACGCAAACACACACACCCCCUACACAAAGCAUAUAUUUAAAAGGAGUAAAUAUAAAUGCAAAAAUGCAACCCUUCAAUAAAGAGAAAAAUGUAUAUGUACAAAAA
Culex pipiens pallens (northern house mosquito) is the source of this 7619-nucleotide messenger RNA. It is a transcript of the gene ttk, whose product is annotated as protein tramtrack, beta isoform. The transcript is spliced from 4 exons. Gene Ontology annotation, biological process: regulation of transcription by RNA polymerase II. Lineage: Eukaryota; Metazoa; Arthropoda; Insecta; Diptera; Culicidae. The record is from RefSeq and is a predicted model, not a curated record. Gene Ontology annotation, cellular component: nucleus. Gene Ontology annotation, molecular function: protein binding. Bases 1015 to 3423 code for a protein of 802 amino acids.